Messenger RNA from Trematomus bernacchii (emerald rockcod), 3775 nucleotides. Its product is annotated as solute carrier family 12 member 2-like. The record is from RefSeq and is a predicted model, not a curated record. Gene Ontology annotation, cellular component: membrane. Bases 443 to 3718 code for a protein of 1091 amino acids. The transcript has 26 exons. Gene Ontology annotation, molecular function: sodium:potassium:chloride symporter activity; ammonium channel activity. Gene Ontology annotation, biological process: potassium ion homeostasis; chloride ion homeostasis; cell volume homeostasis. NCBI's taxonomy places the organism in Eukaryota, Metazoa, Chordata, Actinopteri, Perciformes, Nototheniidae.
GAACAAGACGGAUGACAAUAAACCGUUUGAGUCGCCAUCUGAAGGGACGACACGCACGUCAACACGUGGAUGGAUGGACAGAUGGACUGAUGGAGAGGGAGAGACACAGAUUGAUAGGUGGAGAGAGACACUGAGUCAAAGAGAGAGAGUUGGUGUCCUUUACGCACGUCACGUCCUGGCCGCUCCAUUACCCAGAGUUCGCAGAGGAGGUGAUGACAGUCUGUGUUUAACUUUAGUUUGUAAAUGUUUCUUUUGGACACUUUAAUGACUUCUUCUUCUGCCAGCCUGCGGUUGUGUGUGUCUGCUGGGACUGUUCGGUACUACAUGCUGCGGAGCUGCUGCCCCGACCUCCCCUCGGCUUUAGAGCAGGUGUUUUUGACACGUUAACCGUUCGUUAGAAGUGACUCUUUGGACAGGUUUCGAGCGUCUAAUCCGGGAGGACAUGUCGGGACAGAAGCCGGCCUUGAAGAGCGGCGGCUCCCCUCAGAGCCGCUUCCAGGUGGACACGGUGACAGAAGCAGCAGCCGCCCCGGCCUCCACAGAUGCAUCCAAGCCGCCCGAGGAGUCCAAAGGCCGGUUCAGGGUGGUGGGCUUCCUGGAUGCAGGCGCCCUGGGCAGCGCCAUGGACAUCGGGCUCCCGCCGGAUGUCUUCCACGAGCCGGACACGGCGCGGAGCGACUCGGUCAGCCUCCAUUCAACGGGCACGGGACAUACGCACAUCUCCGACUCCCACUCCAACACCUACUACAUGAGGACCUUUGGACACAACACCAUAGACGCCGUGCCCAACAUCGACUUCUACCGGCAGACCGCUGCGCCUUUCGGGGAGAAGUGGGGCAGACCGUCGCUGUCGGAGCUGCACGAUGAACUCGAUAAAGAUCCGUUUGAAGACGGACUGGCCAAUGGCGAGGAGCCUUCAGCAGCUGAGGAGGCAGCGGCGGCGUUGGCGGCAAAGAAUGCUAAAGGAGGAACUAUCAAGUUUGGUUGGGUCAAAGGAGUCCUGGUCCGCUGCAUGCUGAAUAUCUGGGGUGUGAUGCUUUUCAUCCGAAUGACCUGGAUCGUUGGCCACGCUGGAAUCGGUCUCACCAUUGCGAUCAUUCUGAUGGCGAGUGUCGUCACCACCAUCACCGGUCUGUCCACCUCUGCUAUAGCAACCAACGGCUUCGUACGAGGAGGCGGAGCGUACUACCUGAUCUCCAGGAGUCUGGGACCGGAGUUUGGAGGAUCCAUCGGUCUCAUCUUUGCUUUUGCCAACGCAGUGGCUGUGGCCAUGUACGUCGUAGGCUUUGCAGAGACAGUCGUUGAGAUGCUUAACGAUGUCGAUGCUUUGAUGACCGAUGAGCUAAAUGACAUUCGUAUCGUCGGGACUCUGACUGUCAUCCUGCUGCUGGGAAUCUCUGUAGCAGGGAUGGAGUGGGAAGCCAAGGCUCAGAUCGUCCUCCUGGUGAUCCUUCUGGCAGCCAUCGCAAACUACUUCAUAGGAAGCUUCAUGUCAAUGGAAAGCAAAGACCCCAAAGGAUUCUUUGGCUACAAUUCUGCUAUCCUUUUAGAGAACUUUGGUCCAGACUUUAGAGAUGAGGAGACAUUCUUCUCAGUGUUCGCCAUUUUCUUCCCUGCGGCCACCGGGAUCCUGGCUGGAGCCAACAUCUCCGGAGACCUCGCAGACCCCCAGUCGGCGAUCCCUAAAGGUACUCUGCUGGCCAUUCUCAUCACAGGAAUCACAUACAUUGCCGUUGCCAUCUCUGCAGGCUCCUGCAUUGUCAGGGAUGCCACUGGCGAUCAAAACGACACGGUGACCGACACGGUGAACUGCACCGACGCCGCCUGCACGCUGGGCUACGACUUCUCCAUCUGCAAGGAGGGAGGCUGUCAGUUCGGCCUGAUGAACGACUUCCAGGUCAUGAGUCUGGUGUCAGGCUUCGGUCCUCUGAUCUCUGCAGGGAUUUUUUCAGCUACUCUGUCCUCGGCUCUGGCCUCGCUGGUCAGCGCGCCCAAAGUCUUCCAGGCGCUAUGUAAGGACAACAUUUAUCCAGGACUGGGUAUGUUUGCAAAGGGUUAUGGGAAGAACAACGAGCCUCUCCGUGGUUACGUCCUGACCUUCUUCAUCGGCCUGGCCUUCAUCCUCAUUGCGGAGUUGAACAUCAUCGCUCCCAUCAUCUCGAACUUCUUCCUGGCGUCGUAUGCUCUCAUUAACUUCUCUGUCUUCCACGCCUCCCUGGCCAACUCUCCAGGGUGGCGCCCAAGUUUCAAGUACUACAACAUGUGGGUGUCUCUGGCCGGGGCGGUGCUGUGCGUGGUGGUCAUGUUUGUCAUCAACUGGUGGGCGGCUCUGGUCACUCUGCUCAUCGUCCUCGCUCUAUACAUCUAUGUCAGCUACCACAAACCUGAUGUGAACUGGGGUUCGUCCACCCAGGCUCUGAUCUACAACCAAGCUCUGACUCACUGUAUGAACCUCACUGGAGUCGAAGACCACAUUAAAAACUUCAGGCCGCAGUGUCUGGUGAUGACUGGGUAUCCAAACUCCCGUCCUGCUCUCAUUCAGCUGGUGAAUUCUUUCACAAAGAACGUGGGCCUCAUGGUCUGCGCUCACGUCAGGACAGUGACCCGUCGGCCAAACUUGAAGGAGUUAUCUCAGGAACAUGUCCGAUGUCAGCGCUGGCUCAAUAAAAAACGUAUCAAGGCUUUUUACACUCAUGUGUUUGCUGACAACCUGAGACACGGGGCGCAAUUCCUUAUGCAGGCAGUUGGUUUGGGUCGUCUGAAGCCCAACACUUUGGUAAUGGGUUUCAAAAACAACUGGAGUGAUGGAGACAUGAGAGAAGUGGAGAUUUACAUCAACACCAUACACGAUGCCUUUGACCUGCAGUUCGGAGUGGCAAUCCUUCGGCUACAGGACGGACUGGAUAUCUCUCACAUCCCGGGACAAGAUGAGCUGGUGUCGUCCCAUGAGAAGCCACCUGUUGAAAGUAAGGAGAUGGUGGUUACCGUCAGUCUCUCUAAAGACCCAGAAUCUGACUGUCCUUCAAAAAUCACCAGCAACCAGAGCAGCCCACUCAUCACGAUAGAUUCCAAGUCUCCUCUGAGCCUGACCGACCAGCGUCUGCUGGAGAACAGCCAGCAGUUUAAGAAGAAGCAGGGCAAAGGAACCAUAGAUGUCUGGUGGUUGUUUGAUGAUGGAGGUCUGACUCUGCUGAUUCCCUUCCUGCUGACCAAUAGGAACAAGUGGGGUGACUGCAGGAUCCGCGUCUUCAUCGGCGGGAAAAUCAACCGCAUCGACCACGACCGCAGAGCCAUGGCCACGCUGCUCAGCAGGUUCAGGAUCGACUUCUCUGACAUCCAUGUCCUCGGAGACAUCAACACCAAGCCCAAAAAACACAGUAAGCUGAGCUUUAAGGAGCUGAUUGAGCCGUACAGGCUGAAGGAAGACGACAUGGAGCAGGAAGCUGCAGAGAGGCUGAAGGCCCAUGAGCCCUGGAGGAUCACUGACAACGAACUGGAGCUCUACAGGGCAAAGAGCAACCGGCAGAUCCGACUGAACGAGCUGCUGAAGGAACACUCCAGCAUGGCAAAGCUCAUCGUCAUGAGCAUGCCUCUGGCCAGGAAGGGCACGGUGUCGAGCGCCCUCUACAUGUGCUGGCUGGAAACUCUGUCUAAAGAACUACCGCCUCUGCUGCUAGUCCGAGGAAACCACCAGAGUGUCCUCACAUUCUACUCGUAGCGCACACACACACACACACACACACACACACACACACACACACACACACACACACAC